CUUAAUAGCAGGGCAAUGGCUUCAGGCGCCCAGAGACUGUCGCUCACCUUUGUCCAGGGCGUGGGAUCUGUCUUCUUCAUCCUCCAGAUCAUCUCUGUUCAGGCUGAUGGGAAGGUGUUUGUGCUUGAGUCCAAGAAUAAAUCUCAGAGUCUGGACCUGGCUGAGGCUGAGAAAGCAUGUGUGGACCUGGGUGCUCGCCUAGCAAUCGCAGAAGAACUGAAAAGGGCUGUUCUGGACUGUUCUUUCGCUGGCUGCACCACAGGAUGGCUGGCGGAUGGCUCCACUGGGACAAUUAUAUGCAGAAAGACGGGCAGCAAACAGCAGAGCGUGAAAGCCAUUGAUGUUAAAAUUGAAACCCAUCCCUUUGAGAGUGACCAAUAUGAUGCUUUUUGUGUAAAGGAUGAAGACAAACCAUGCGGGGACCCGCCGUCCUUCCCUCACACCCUCUUGCACGGUCACACCGGCUUUGAAAUGGGGGACGAGCUCCUGUACGUCUGCGCACAGGGCUACAUCAUGGGCAACAAGGAAAGCGCUUUCACACUGCUCUGCGACAGCUGUGGAGAGUGGUACGGCCAAGUGCAGGCCUGUGUCAAAGAUGAAACUGAGACACACAUUGACUAUGAAGAUAAUUUUCCAGAUGACAGAUCAAUACCUAUUGUUGAGAGCAAACAUGGCAAUGGCAAAGAGGAAAUUGAGCAGGAACAAGAUCAACUUUCCUUCACUAAAAGUAUGGAGGAUAGAAGAACUGGAGGAAUCAAAGAUAUUACUAAGGUAAUUACUAAGGUAAUAGAUACUCCUGAAAAAGGAAGCAAGGCACCAACUGAAUCUCCAGUCUCACUCCUAAGCCAAAAGAACUUGUUUUGGUUUCCAUCAGAGGCUUUUAGUGAGCCUGAAUCACAGAAAGAAACAGAUGAUUCCACAAAAGUACAUUUUUCUGAAGGUGAUAACCACAUUGGGGUGAAGACAGUGUAUAAUGAACCUAGUGCCAAAAUGUUUUAUGACACUGAGGAUUUCCCCAUUGGGCCCAUUCUCACAACAAAUGAUACAAAGGCAGAGAUAGAUACAGUUGCCAUUACUGACGAGUCAUGGUUAGACGGUUAUCCAGUAACGCAAGAAGUGGUAGAAGAUGAUGAAGAGGAGGGGGAUAAAGUUGAUGGAUCAAUGGGUACAGAAGAAGACCUCAUUCUCACAACAGACCAACCAAAUCAUGUUGAAGUUAGAAAAUCAGGCAAUGGUAGCCCAACUCCAGAGGAAGGUUUAACAGAAAUAGCGACAGUGACAGCAAGGACAGAUGAUGAGGUCAAAGAGACACCAGUAGCAUUCACAUCAGUGAGUGUUCUGGAGAACCUAAGUGUGAGCAGAGGUUAUGAGGACACUUUGGGGGACCACACAACUACGUCUCUGGAACUCACAACUCAGGAGCCUGUUACAACAGUGCUUUUUGAUGUCACUAGCCUGAAGACAUCUGUGUCAGAAACCUCUGUGGUAGUCAGCCCUUUCGAUCACACUCUGCAUUCAGAAUCAAAAGAAACAACGCUUUACCCAGCUCAAGUAGCAACCACUGCACCAACUCCAGACAUCAUUACUCACACAUCAUCCCAAGAGUUGGCUGAGCAUGAAAAUCUCACCCAAGGCCUUGAGGAACAGCUUUUCCCCACUUCCGAACCAUGUGAGGGAGAGGACUGUCCCAAGUCAAGUAAAGGUGCUAUCAUAGCAGUCAUUGUGAUUCUUCUGUGCUUGUUACUGGCCGCAGCUGUACUGGCUGUGUGGUUUUUCAAAAAACGUCAGCAAAAAAAUUCUGUUUAUAAACUGAAUGGAAGGUGUCAACCCAGACAUCAUUGCUACCACCACUACCACCAACAACAUAUUGAAAUGCAGAAAGUCUAA
Molecule: messenger RNA, 1887 nt
Organism: Nothoprocta perdicaria
Lineage: Eukaryota; Metazoa; Chordata; Aves; Tinamiformes; Tinamidae
Gene: SUSD5
Product: sushi domain containing 5
Exons: 5
Coding region: 16-1887 (623 amino acids)
Biological process (GO): cell adhesion; Notch signaling pathway
Molecular function (GO): hyaluronic acid binding
Source: RefSeq, a predicted model, not a curated record